AUGUCCGGAGGAGUCGCUCUGGUUCAGGGAGCAAGUCGGGGUGUCGGCCUCCAGUUCUGCAAGUUCCUAGUCCAGUCCAACAAGUGCCGCCAUGUCAUUGCUACGUGCAGGGAGCCGCAGUCCGCGGAUGGUUUGCAUGUACUGAAGCGGCUCCACCCCCAUCUACUGACCAUUGUGAGACUGGAUGUACUCAGCCAGGGCGCCAUACAGCAAUGUGCCCAGCAGGUGGCGCUGACUUUCCAUAGCCUGGACCUACUCAUCAAUUCCUCCGCAUUGCUGCACCCUAGUGGCAGAGGAGAGACAAGCCUUAGAGAAGUCUCUGCAGAGGACCUAUCGUUGACACUUUCCACAAACACCAUAGGUCCCCUGUUGAUGGCUAAACAUUUUGCACCACUACUGCUGAAAGGAACUGGGGCAUUUGGAGCUCAGUCAAAUGACAGGUCCAAGCAGCACAGCGCCAUUUUGAUAAACAUGAGCGCUAAAGUGGGCUCUAUAGCUGACAAUGGCUUAGGAGGAUGGUACAGCUACCGGAUGUCUAAAGCCGCUCUGAAUAUGGCCACCAAAAACCUUUCCAUUGAACUAAAGAGAGGAAGUAAGAAAGUGAUUUGUGUUUCUCUUCACCCAGGCACAGUGGACACAGACUUGUCAAGAUCUUACCAGAAGAAUGUACCCAAAGAGAAGCUGUUUUCUCCAGAGCUGUCUGUGAACUAUCUCAUGAAAAUUAUUGAUGGCCUAAGC
This is a messenger RNA of Staurois parvus, 738 nucleotides long. The record is from the annotation of a GenBank genome assembly. NCBI's taxonomy places the organism in Eukaryota, Metazoa, Chordata, Amphibia, Anura, Ranidae.